GCAGCCACUGCGGGGCUUGCAGUGACUGUUGGAGCUUGCGGUUACAAUUUACCAAAAUAUCCACUAGCUCCCCUUUGUAGGACAGCGCGAAACUUAAGGGGAAAGCCGUUAACCUGUCACUGAAUGUGACUGCAUGGUGUCCUUGUAAGAUUGGCAGUGGGCAAGAUGAGAGGAGGAGAGAUCGUUUGCUGUGGAUGGUUAAGAAAAUCUCCACCAGAAAAGAAGUUGAGACGAUAUACCUGGAAGAAGCGUUGGUUCAUUCUACGUAGUGGACGGAUGAGUGGAGACCCUGAUGUCUUGGAGUACUACAAAAAUGACCAUUCUAAAAAACCAAUCCGUGUGAUAGAUCUUCAUUUCUGUGAGCAGGUUGAUGCAGGACUAACAUUCAAAAAGAAAGAGUUUCAAGACAGUUUUGUGUUUGACAUCAAGACAAUUGAACGUACCUUUUAUCUGGUGGCAGAAACUGAGGAAGAAAUGAACAAGUGGGUCCGAUCCAUCUGCCAGAUCUGUGGAUUCAAUCAAUCUGAUGAGAAUGCAGAUGUCGCCAAGAAUGCUGCAAUUGGAUCUCAGACUCCCCGCUCAUCCAUUGUUGAUUUUGGUGGCUCUGUUCAAGCUCUAGUUGGAGAUCACAGCACACACAGCUCUUCACACGCCAGUCAACCGUCAGUGUUUACAUUUGAAAACCCAAUCCAGGCCCAGCCCAUCCUUUCAUCCAGUGCACCACAGGACUACCUCUUUCUCCACCAGUGUAUGAGCAAGAAGACAGAAAAUUCUAGGAGUGCCAGUUUUUCUCAGCAUGGUUCCACGAAGAGAGAUGGAGACACAACCUCAGAGAAAUUAUCUGAAGCAAACUCACACUGUGUCAACGGAAUCAGUGGGCAAAUCCAUGGCUUUCAUGUGUUACCAAAACCAGAGAAACAGCACAUAGAAAAAAGGGUUACCACUGCUUAUGAUUUGCCUCGGAGUCUGGGAUAUGAUGGUGCAGCCAAAUAUGGCUCACCUGGGUUAGACAAUGACGAUGAAGAAGUGUACACAUUUAACACUCCAAAUAGUACUCUUUGUAGAAGACUUAGUGAGAUUUCCACAGACUCCUAUGACAUUCCAUCAACGCCGAUGUCCUGCCACAAUAUUCCAAGGACAUUCACUUUUGACCGAAACCACAACCCGUUAUCCACGAGCUCUGGUGAUUCAGCAGCUGCACCUCCUCCACGGCCACCAAAGCCUGUUCCAAUAGAUCGGAAGCCAGAGUGGGGUAGCCCUAAGCAAUGUACUCGGAAUAGCAAAGGAAAACAAGCAUCAGCAGCAGCUACAAUCCCAAGAAGAAAUACGCUUCCAGCAGUGGAUAACAACAGACUUCACAGAGCUUCUUCAUGUGAAACAUAUGAUUAUCCCCGUCACGCUACUAAUAAUGAAGGCCUCUCAGUGGAGUCUGUUAAUGAUGGAUUCAGCUCUUACUUGAGAUCAAAAUGUACGUCAUCCCGCUCAGAAAGUUUGGAAUCCGAAGAUAAUUAUGUGCCAAUGAACCCAGGUUCCUUGUCUUCAUUUGUUACAACCACUGCAGAGAGUUGUCAGGAUGUCUACAUACCCAUGAGUCCUGGUCCGCACCACUUUGACUUCCCUGGAUUCUCCUCAGCCACAUUCCCCACACGCAAAGGAAGUACAGCCUCUCUCUGCCACAAACCCAACUUUCCUGGAGAUUUGCUGCCACCUCCAGUCAACCGUAAUCUCAAACCCGACAGAAAAUCCAAACAAGGUCCAAUGGAAUCGCGAAACCAUACAUUCAUUGACGAGCUUCCCUUCAAGUCUCCUGUAACCAGAUCUUGGUCCAGGCCUGUAGCUGCUGUGAACCCCAUUUCUUCACAAAAUUGCCGCCCAUUAUCAACACAAAGUGUCACCAGCACUGACUCAGGAGACAGUGAAGAAAAUUAUGUUCCAAUGCAGAAUCCAAUUUCUACCUCUCCAAUGAAUGCUGUGACUGGCAGCCCUGGUGCAAGGAAGACUGGGAGUGUGGAUUAUUUGUCUUUAGAUUUUCAGCCUAGCUCUCCUGGUCCUCAUCGAAAGCCUUCCACAUCCUCAGUGACAUCAGAUGAAAAAGUAGACUAUGUACAAGUGGAUAAGGAGAGGACCCAGGCUCUACAGAACACCAUGCAAGAGUGGACUGAUGUGAGACAAUCCAGUGAGCCUUUGAAGAGUCUGAAAUAGCAAUAUAAAAGGAUAAACAAUGGAAAGCAAACUAUUGCAGUUCUGUAAAAGAUGAAUCUGCACUUUCUGUUAAACGAUAAUAUGCCAGAAUGAGGGAAGAGAUAUUAUUUCUUGAAUUGUCUCAAAAUUUUAUAGAUAGCUUUCCAUCACUUUUUGAUAUAACAGCCACUUCAUUGUACCUGUUCAAACAGAAAGCAAUUCUUCCACAUGUUCACGCUGAAAAAAGCUUACAAAGAUAAGGCAGAUUUUACUGUGCUCAAAUAUUUGCCACAUCUAAAUAACUUCUGUUAUACUUCUCUUAACAAACACCUGUGGUAAGAGUAAAGAAUAAAAUUGUUAGCUACUUGA
Hemiscyllium ocellatum (epaulette shark) is the source of this 2550-nucleotide messenger RNA. It is a transcript of the gene gab2, whose product is annotated as GRB2-associated binding protein 2. The record is from RefSeq and is a predicted model, not a curated record. The transcript has 10 exons. The coding region runs from base 166 to 2202 and encodes 678 amino acids. NCBI's taxonomy places the organism in Eukaryota, Metazoa, Chordata, Chondrichthyes, Orectolobiformes, Hemiscylliidae.